Molecule: messenger RNA, 1189 nt
Organism: Rubroshorea leprosula
Lineage: Eukaryota; Viridiplantae; Streptophyta; Magnoliopsida; Malvales; Dipterocarpaceae
Source: the annotation of a GenBank genome assembly
AGGUGAAGGUAAGGAAAGAGAGGGAUUCGAACCCUUUGUAAACAAAAGCCUACAUAGCAGUUCCAAUGCUAGGCCUUGAACCACUCGGCCAUCUCUCCUACAUAAUCUUUUGAUUAUGACCCGCGAGUCAUUCAUAUUCAUUCUUGCAGUAAAGGGCUAUAGUUUCAUCGUUAGAUGAAUGUCCCGGUAUUGACAAUAAAAACCUAAGCAAUUACUAAUUUAUCUUUGUUCGUUGACCGAUUGAAGUGCCUGCCUUUGCUUCUUCCUUGAAUGUAACUGCUUUCUUUCCCGCCCCCUUUAGCUUUAGGGGCAAUUGCAUUCUUUCGAAGCUUUCCAGGCUGUAUGUGCUUUCGAUUAGCAUUCCAAGGUUGUAAUUCAUUGAAAUCGGCUAACUUUUGAAUAAAGUAGGAAAGAAAGAUCGUAUGUUAGUAUGUCGAUCCUCUAAAGCGAGUGAAUGGCUUUCCGCUUGUGGAAGCAUUACCGUAGGGCUUGCUUAUUGGGAAAAGGGCCAUUACGUAAGCAGUCUUCGAUGUAGGCUAUGGGGUUGCAGGUCUAGCGCCAUCCCCGAAGCCUUUCAUUUAGGUUGACUUUGCUUUCUUCUUAGUCUUCCGUCUAGUAGUGGAAGGCGUGUCUGGGAAUCAAUCUUCGUUUAAUAGGGAAGCCGGCCUUUCUUCUUUCCUUCAGGUGGUGAAAUGCCUAUCAUAAUAGCUGUUGCAGGAGCGAUGUCAAAGUGAAUCUUGUAGUGAGGGUCUUUCGGGUAUAGCACCAUUACAGUUGCGUUUUUGUCUGCUGCUAAGGUUCAAUGCUUUCUCUUUUAACAAGUAGUAAGCGCGGGAGCAGCUCUCUCUUCCUCUCUCCAUACUAGCAAUCGACGGAUAAGAAGGUAAUCCGCAUCAACAGAAAAAAGACUGACAUCUUUAAGAGCGCCUAGACCUCUUAUACCGCUCCUGACCCGAACCCUCGAGGAACGAGCAGCUUUAAGCCCUACCCUUCCUUCGCUUUCCACUGAGCUGAGGUAAUCCCUGAAGCCCCUCUGGUUGCAGUGGCAGUUGCCAGCGAGUAAGACAGUGAAAGCAAUGGCUAGGGAUUUUAUUACUCUUCUUGACAAAGAGAGGAAUCGUUUUGGACUUUAGCUUCUCCCUGGGAGAGAAUACUAUACGAUUAGUUUCCCCAGUUCUCUUAUCUUAAU